AUGGUUUCUCUGCGACAUGAGCGGCUCGCUGACGGUCAGAGUCCUGCGGAGGCUGCCGGCGGCCGGACGGACCGGGGCGUGCCGGGGCCCGGCGGGGCUCCGAGCCGAACCGAGCCGGUUCCUGUCGUCAGCCAGCAGCGGCUCCAUGAACGUGUUCAACAGGGACAUGAAGAAGAGGCAGAAGCAGUGGUCCGCGGCCCUGAAGGACGCACACCAGUACGACUACCUGAGGGACGAGGUUGGCAGUCGGGUGGCUAAUCGGGUCUACGACAUCGCCAGGACGUUUCCGUUGGCUCUGGACAUCGGAGGAGGGAGAGGUCACAUCGCACAGCAUUUAAACCAGGACGUGGUGCAGAGUUUGUUUCUCACCGACGUCUCGCAGCAGCACCUGAAGCAGAGCAGACGGACUGAGAUCCCGACCCGGUGCGUCAUGGUCGACGAGGAGUUUUUGCCGUUUAAGGAAAACACCUUCGACCUGGUGCUGAGCAGCCUCAGCCUGCACUGGAUCAACGACCUGCCCGGAGCUCUCAGACAGAUCCAGCAGGUGCUGAAGCCGGACGGCGUGUUCAUCGGCGCGAUGGUGGGCGGCGAGACGCUGUACGAGCUGCGCUGCUCCCUGCAGCUGGCCGAGAGCGAGCGAGAGGGAGGCUUCUCGGCCCACGUGUCGCCCUUCACCGCCGUCACCGACCUGGGCAACCUGCUGGGCCGGGCCGGCUUCAGCAUGCUGACCGUGGACGUGGAUGAGGUUCAGGUUCACUAUCCAGGAAUGAUGGAAGUCAUGACUGAUCUACAAGGGAUGGGGGAGAGUAACUGCGCCUGGAACCGGAGGUCACUGCUGCACAGAGACACCAUGUUAGCUGCUGCUGCUAUUUACAAAGAGAUGUACGGGAACCAGGACGGCUCAGUUCCUGCCACCUUCGAGAUCCUCUACAUGAUUGGCUGGAAGCCUCACGAGUCGCAGACCAAACCGGCGAAGCGAGGGUCGGCCACCGUGUCGUUUGGAGAUUUAUCAAAGAUCAGCCAACCGCCGGACGCUGACCGGCCAUAGACACACUGCACAGAGGACGUGUAUUUAGUCCUGUUUCUUAGCAGGAAGCUGAGCUGUAACGUCGCUGUAGAAUAAAGCUGAGCAGCGAAUCAUCACGUUUCCUCUGAAGGGAACUUCACUGUUGGAUUGGUUCUGCCUCCGGAGCUCAGAGACAUUCAGUCAGGAUGUAAAAGACAAAGAUUCUCAGUAAAACCAAAUAUGAACAUCUGAA
Messenger RNA from Stegastes partitus (bicolor damselfish), 1259 nucleotides. It is a transcript of the gene ndufaf5, whose product is annotated as NADH:ubiquinone oxidoreductase complex assembly factor 5. Bases 17 to 1048 code for a protein of 343 amino acids. Gene Ontology annotation, biological process: mitochondrial respiratory chain complex I assembly. Gene Ontology annotation, cellular component: mitochondrion. The record is from RefSeq and is a predicted model, not a curated record. NCBI's taxonomy places the organism in Eukaryota, Metazoa, Chordata, Actinopteri, Pomacentridae. Gene Ontology annotation, molecular function: S-adenosylmethionine-dependent methyltransferase activity. The transcript is spliced from 11 exons.